This is a messenger RNA of Gregarina niphandrodes, 1962 nucleotides long. RefSeq lists its product as hypothetical. The transcript has a single exon. The coding region runs from base 1 to 1962 and encodes 653 amino acids. Lineage: Eukaryota; Apicomplexa; Conoidasida; Eugregarinorida; Gregarinidae. The record is from RefSeq and is a predicted model, not a curated record.
AUGAUUCCUUCGGACGGACGGAUUCCAUCUAAGGAAAAGGCAUCGGAUCUGGUGGCGGCUGCGGCGGCUGCGCAGGCGGCGCAGGCGGAGCUGCCCCAGACGUACGAGGCUGCACCCCAGCCGUUUGUGGGGCUGAGUGGCGAGUUGAAGGCGCCCUUUGCGGUCACCUCGAUGGUGGCGCCUCUGCUCAAGGGAGACGCCGUGCCCACGGCCUCUGGCAAACAGCCCGUGUACCACCUCAAGAUCACGGCGCGUCCGCUGAAGAAAUUGAACGAGGGGCAAUCGCUGACCUACAAAGUCACUGCCGGACCCACCGGCGGCGAUCUGACCGGCGGACUCACCGAGACACAAACUGUCAAGCCGCCUGGAACCGUGGUCCAUUGCGUACCCGAAAUGGCUGACCAGUCACCACUCCAGUUCGCGUCGCCUGCCGAGGCUGCGGCCGCAGCCGCGGCCGCGGGCUACGGCCCCGCGGGGUCGGCAGGACUUACUGGGCCAGGAGGGCCGGGCGGGUCUCAGUCGUGGACGGCGCCGCGGUUGUCCAAGUCGUCUUCGUACCACGACCAGUUGAGCGGGAUCACGGGACUGCACAACUUGAAUUUCAAGACGAUAGCCCACGUGUACAAGGGCGAGGCUGCAUUGGGGACAGACGCGGUGGUGGGUGGGUUACUGGCUGCGCCGGGUGCGUCACGUGCGGGAGAGGGAUUGGUGGACUCUUCGGACGAGACGGUGGGUGUACCUGGCUGGUGGAACAAAUCUUCGAAGUCGAUGGCUGACAUGAGCGUGAAGGAAAAAGAAGAGAUGGCUGCGCAGUAUGAGGACUUGGCGGAGGUGAACCGGAUUCAGUACGGGAGACAUCGUUCUCGAUCUUCGCGCGGUGAGGGGAUGAGCGCUACGGAGUUCCGGCAGAAGUUGGGAUUGGUUCCGGGCGGUAUGCCUCCACCUCCGGAGCCGGGUUUCAGUAAGGUGAUUCCUGACUUGGUGGACCCGGAGGACGCGGAGAAGCACAGCGUGUACAAUUGGAUUGUUCCGGAUGAGGCAGUGGAGGCGGAGUUGGAUCGACUAAGUUCAAGUUUCUCCGGAGUUGGCCAAGAUGCCAGGGGUCCGCGUGCUCGUUUCCAGCGCGGGAACACGGCUGAUAUUAUGGAUGUGAUGCGACGCACGCGUGCGGCAGCCCUUGGUCAGGGUGCGGCUGAGAAGGGGCUGUUUUGGCGUCGUCUUUUCCCACAGAAACGCGAAGAUGGGACUGACGAACCCGGGUUCCCUGCAGGCGGUGAAGACCCUCUCCAUUUUAUGACUUCUGGCCAACUUGAACACUUCUUGCAGGAAGCCCAUGCCGGACUCCUUUGGGAACAGGGCCGUCUACCUGAGGAACUCGCCAACCUUGCCUCUGGCCCCGCCAGCGUACAGUCUCGCCUCGCCCACAACCCUCAGGCUCAUGCCGGCCGCAAACUAACGGGCCCCCUCACCAGCCUUCUCAACUGGCUCGGCUGCGGCCCUGGCGCUGGCGCCGGCGCUGAUGAGAAGACUUCCGGCCGAGAAAACCUAGGUCGGAACUUGGACGUAGAAGACUACAGUAGUGACGAGGAAGAACCACCGAUCCGCCCCUCCGUAGUCUAUGGGGGGGUGGAACACGAACCACCGCGAUUCGUAGGCGAACUAGGACCCCUAACAAUGCGUCUUCACGCCGCCGAGACGCACCAGUAUUUCCCCGUAGCGGGUAUGAGUCACCCCUGGUUCCUUAAGACGGGACUCAACCCUGCCAGCCAGGCCGUGCAUGGGCCCGUCGCGCUACCCUGGGACCCUAAGAACACUGGCAUGCCAGCACCUACCGUCCAGUCACUCUUCAGACGCGGCUACGUCAAAGUCGAUCUUGCACCCGCCGUCGCAGACAUGUUCGAACCCGAACUACCCAACGCCACCACCACUCAAGUCGCCCCUGCAGACGAAACAACCGCCUAA